This is a messenger RNA of Perkinsus marinus ATCC 50983, 426 nucleotides long. Its product is annotated as 40S ribosomal protein S26-A, putative. Gene Ontology annotation, biological process: translation. The record is from RefSeq and is a predicted model, not a curated record. Gene Ontology annotation, cellular component: cytosolic small ribosomal subunit; ribosome. Gene Ontology annotation, molecular function: mRNA binding; structural constituent of ribosome. NCBI's taxonomy places the organism in Eukaryota, Perkinsozoa, Perkinsida, Perkinsidae. Bases 25 to 348 code for a protein of 107 amino acids. The transcript is spliced from 3 exons.
CCCUACCUCCGAUCGAGACUCAGCAUGCCUACUAAGCGUCGUAAUAACGGACGUUCUAAGCACGGACGCGGCCAUACCUGCAUCUUGAGGUGCUCCAACUGUGCCAGGGCCGUCCCUAAGGAUAAGGCCAUCAAGCGCUUCAAUGUGAGGAACAUCGUCGAUGCCUCUUCCCAGAGGGAUAUCCGCGAGGCCUCUGUCUACCAGUCUUACGCCCUCCCUAAGCUUUUCAUCAAGCAGGUGUACUGCGUUUCCUGCGCUAUUCACGCUCGUGUCGUUCGUGUGCGUUCCGCCGAGAACCGUCGCGUCCGUGAGGCCCCUCCUCGCCGCGGUGCUCCCCAGAGGAACUAAACUGCUGACGUGGCAGUUUGAUGGUUGUUGGAAGAGCUCUACUGAGUAGUCGGCUGCUGAGGCUACGGGACUUUGCAC